AUGACCACCACAACUGCUCCGGCUCAAGCAUAUGGCGCGCGCACAACUGAAUCUCGAAAUUACGCUAUUCUGAUUUUUGUAUUUUCAAUUUCAGCUCUCUCGAUCUCUUCGCUGUUUCCAUAUCUCUAUUUCAUGAUCAGAGACUUUAACAUCGCAAAAGAAGAAGAAGAUAUUGGUUUCUAUGCUGGUUUCGUUGCAUCUUCGUUCAUGAUCGGAAGAGCUCUGACAUCGAUUCUUUGGGGGAAAUUAGCUGAUCGAUAUGGUCGCAAACCUAUUAUCAUGAUUGGAACUUUCUCAGUGAUCAUAUUCAAUACUCUCUUUGGUCUAAGUACAAGUUUCUGGGUCGCGAUCUCCGUUCGAUUCCUUCUUGGCUGCUUUAAUUGUCUUCUCGGUGUAAUAAGGGCAUAUGCUUCAGAAGUCGUUAGUGAGGAGUAUCACUCUCUUAGUCUUUCUGUUGUGAGUACAUCGAGAGGUAUAGGACUAAUCAUAGGUCCUGCUAUUGGAGGCUAUCUUGCUCAGCCUGUAGAAAAGUAUCCGAAUAUAUUUUCGCAGAGCUCGGUUUUCGGGAGGUAG
Thlaspi arvense is the source of this 573-nucleotide messenger RNA. The record is from the annotation of a GenBank genome assembly. Lineage: Eukaryota; Viridiplantae; Streptophyta; Magnoliopsida; Brassicales; Brassicaceae.